AUGACAGCUACUAUUUUGAUGCUUGGGCAUAAUAAUAAUUCAAAUAAACAACAAAAACUUCAAAAACAAAAUUCUAUGCCAAUUGUAGAAAGGCAACUUUCUGUUAUUUUCGACACAAUUGAUUUUACUCAAGUAACAUCUCCUCUCAAACCUUUGGCUGAAUUAUGCCGUUUAAGAUGUAAAAAAGCGCGUCUUGAACCCAAAAAUAUUUCUGAACAGUUGCCAGAAUCAUUAUGGAUUAAAAUAUUUUCAUAUCUCGGACCUCUGGAAAGAAUAUCGUUGGGACAAUGUUCUAGAAGACUUCAAUUAAUAACUUCUCAUUGGCUUGAUGUUAAUAGUUUGGAAAUACGUCCAGAAUGGGCAAAUGGUCCAUCAAUUUGUCCUUCUCCUCCUCCACCGCCAGCACAAUCACAAGCAAUUUCAACAGGUCUUCCUCUUUCUUCAGGCUAUCGUCGACGUCUUCCCUCUCUCCGUUCAAAACCAAAAAACCAGCCAAAAUCUUUUCAUUUACGUUUUCAACUUUCUUCAGGCCAUUCUUUUCGCAUUAAAACAAUAAAUUCAUCAGAGGAUUCUGAACAACCCGAAAGACUUCUAAAAAUUUUACUCUGUCGAUUGGCAAAUGGACAACUUUUAGAAUUAACAAUUUGGGAUGCUUGUCUUUCUGAAAGAUUAAGAAAUUGUAUUAUUCGCUGUUCUCAAUUACUUCGUUGUUUACGUCUUUGGAAUUGUGGCCGUUGGUUAAAUACAUAUCAUCCAUCACCUUUAUUAAUUUCAUUAAUUGGUUUAACUUCUUUAAAACAAUUAUUUAUAUUAGAUUCAACAACAAUUAAUUAUAAUAAUUCAUCAAAUGAAUCUGCUAAUUCCUUUUUUUCCUCUUCAUCUUCACCAACAUCUUCCUUCUCUUCUUUUUCUUCUUCCACAUCCAAAUUUAUUUUUUCAAAAAAUUUAGCAAAAGCUAUAAAUGCCCCACUAGAGGAGCUUCAAUUGACAAAUUGCAGACUUUCUCUUAGUGCUUUAGAAUUAAUUUUACCAAAAUGUUCAGAGUCUCUUAAAAGAUUAUCAAUAGGAUGCACUUUUGGUAAGGAACAAAAAAGAAUUCAAUAUUUACAGUUAUUAUGCCAAUUUAAAAAAUUAAAUGAUUUGGAUUUGCCACCUUUUAUUUUUCAUCUUGGUGACCAACCAAAACCUGAUAUUUUGGGACAAAAAUUUUUAAAAGAAAUGACAAAUUUACGAGCAAUUGGAUUUAGGUAUUUAUUUAAAUAUUUUAAUUUUUUAAACUUACUUUUUGAAAGACAUUUCAAUUCUUCCGCUUUAUUCCGUUUUAUUGAAUUUUAUUUACCCAAAAAUAUUCGUGUUUUACGUGUUCAUCAUAAUGCUCGACGAAUUCCAAAUUUUGCUGAAAUUGGCGGACUGUCUUCAAAUUGUUCAAUACAAGAACCAAUUUCAACAACAACAAAAACAUCAUUAAAUAGUUGUUCUUCACCUUCUCUAUCCUUUUCUAAUUACUUCUCUUCAUCUACUACAAGUUCGACCUAUCAAAAAAAAUAUUCAAAGGGUUCCCUAUUUUCAAAUAAUUCUUCUAUUGAUUCUUCUAAUAAUGAUAUUAAUUUAACUAUUGAACAACAACAAAAUAUAAAAUUAAUAAAUUUAAAAAAAUCUUCAACUUUCCAUACUUCUUCCUCACCACGAAUUCCUUCUUCUGCUUGUUCAACAAUUUCAUGGCCAGGAACUAAUAAUUCUACAAAAGAAGAUGAACAACUUUCUCUUGCUACUUCUUCGACUUGGUGUACUUUAAGCACAGAUUUAUUACAAAAUAAAGAUAAUAAAGUUAAAGAGAAAUCUUCAAAUGUUAAUAAAUUAUUUUCUAAUCGAAAAUUGACAAUUUUUGCUAUUGCUGAAGAACGUCAACUUAAUUUAACAAAAAGAAACAGAAAACAACAAAGAUUAAAAAAAUGCAAAUUUAAUGGGAUUGAAGUUAUUUAUGUUUCUGCUGCUGAAGCGCAAAGUUCUCAAGAAGUACUCGGUCGUAUGGGAUCACCAAUACAAUCACCAUAUGUUUAUACAACAAAUCAAAAUAAUAAUCAACCAUCUGGAGUUCAAAGAGUAAUACAUGGUGAUUUGGUUAAAACAAUUCCUCUUUCAUCUCUUGGAAUGGAAUCUGAUUGGGAAAGUGAUAUUGAAUAA
This is a messenger RNA of Meloidogyne enterolobii, 2184 nucleotides long. The record is from the annotation of a GenBank genome assembly. NCBI's taxonomy places the organism in Eukaryota, Metazoa, Nematoda, Chromadorea, Rhabditida, Meloidogynidae.